GUCUUCUCCAAAGCGCUACACAAUCGAAGUCCUUCGUUUCGAAGAAAAGCAUUGUUCCACGGAUUAAAUCUCCGAAAUUUCCUAUACCCACUUCAGAUCUACCAUCAAUGGCUCUAGAAUGGGUUGUUCUUGGCUACGCUGCCGCCGCCGAGGCGAUCAUGGUCCUCCUCCUCACCAUCCCAGGCCUCGACGGCCUCCGCAAGGGCCUCAUCGCCGUCACUCGCAAUCUCCUCAAGCCCUUCCUCUCCGUCGUCCCCUUUUGCCUCUUCUUGCUCAUGGACAUCUACUGGAAAUACGAGACUCGCCCCAGUUGCGAAUCUGACUCCUGCACCCCCUCCGAGUUCCUUCGCCACCAGAAAUCCAUCAUGAAGAGCCAGCGGAACGCGCUCUUGAUCGCCGCCGCCCUCGUCUUCUACUGGCUCUUGUACUCCGUUACUCAUCUGGUUGUCAAGGUCGAGCAGUUGAACCAGCGGGUUGAGAGGUUGAAGAAUCGGGAUUGAGGAUGCAGAUGGAGAUGGACGCCAUAUUGUCGGUGCUCGAAUAAUUGGGGUCAGGUAGUUCUCCAGUGAGGCUAGGCGAACUGUGUGAGUUGGGCCGGACAUUCAUGGGUAUAGUUAAAACAGGAGUGUGAAAGAUUUUGGUCAAGUUUACGACUUACUAUCGUGUUAUAGUGUGUUUGUUUCACUGAGACUUGUGGACAGGAUUUUGAUGCAUUCUGUAUUGUGUGAGUUGGGUCGGACAUUCAUGAAUGUAGUAUGGAUUAGUGAAAACAGGAUUGAAGGAUUUGGGUCAAGUUUACAACAUACUAUUGUGUUAAUAGUGUUUGUUUGUUUCGUUGAGACUGUUGUGGACAUGAUUUUGAUGCAUUUUGUAUUGUUCUUCA
This is a messenger RNA of Momordica charantia (bitter melon), 883 nucleotides long. RefSeq lists its product as uncharacterized. Lineage: Eukaryota; Viridiplantae; Streptophyta; Magnoliopsida; Cucurbitales; Cucurbitaceae. Gene Ontology annotation, cellular component: endoplasmic reticulum; endoplasmic reticulum membrane. Gene Ontology annotation, biological process: endoplasmic reticulum to Golgi vesicle-mediated transport; intracellular protein transport. The record is from RefSeq and is a predicted model, not a curated record.